Molecule: messenger RNA, 3023 nt
Organism: Myotis davidii
Lineage: Eukaryota; Metazoa; Chordata; Mammalia; Chiroptera; Vespertilionidae
Gene: EBF3
Product: early B-cell factor 3
Exons: 18
Coding region: 1-1665 (554 amino acids)
Biological process (GO): regulation of transcription by RNA polymerase II
Molecular function (GO): DNA-binding transcription factor activity, RNA polymerase II-specific; RNA polymerase II cis-regulatory region sequence-specific DNA binding
Source: RefSeq, a predicted model, not a curated record
AUGGGGCAGAAGCUCGAGACGGCAGCUGUGAACCGGGAAUGUUCGAUGACCCCUAGGGAACACCGAGUGGCUGCCCGCCGCCGGGACGUGACGGCUUCUCGAACAGGCCGCCGAGAGGCCGCGCCUCUGGUAACCCUGAAGCCUCCAGAUGGGCAGGGGCGGAGCCAAGACCUGGAGGAGACAGCUCUGCGCCUGGGCUCCCUGCUGCUGGCCAGAGGGACUCCCGGGGCCCCGCAAGCUGCCUCUAUCCCAACUGACCGCUGCCCUUUGCGAAGCUCCAACCAGAGGAAGCAUUGGGAGCCCAACAACGAGAAAACCAACAACGGCAUCCACUAUAAACUCCAGCUGUUGUACAGCAAUGGAGUGAGAACGGAGCAGGAUCUGUAUGUUCGCCUCAUAGAUUCCAUGACCAAACAGGCACUUGACUGCUUCCUUCUGCAGCGCAGGCAUCCUGAGCCGUGCCUGCGGCUGCCCUGUUUACAAUUACUCCACAGCCGGUGCUGUGACAAGAAAAGUUGUGGCAAUAGAAACGAGACGCCCUCAGACCCCGUAAUCAUUGACAGAUUCUUUCUAAAGUUUUUCCUCAAGUGCAAUCAGAACUGUUUGAAGAAUGCAGGCAACCCUCGAGAUAUGCGGAGAUUCCAGGUUGUUGUGUCGACCACAGUCAACGUGGACGGCCAUGUGCUGGCCGUGUCCGACAACAUGUUUGUGCACAACAACUCCAAACACGGGCGGCGGGCGCGCCGCCUCGACCCGUCAGAAGGUACGCCGUGUGUNAAGGCCAUCAGUCCCAGUGAAGGCUGGACCACAGGCGGCGCCACCGUCAUCAUCAUCGGGGACAACUUCUUUGACGGCCUACAGGUGGUGUUCGGGACGAUGCUGGUAUGGAGCGAGCUGAUCACGCCCCACGCCAUCCGAGUCCAGACCCCGCCGCGGCACAUUCCUGGCGUUGUGGAGGUCACCCUGUCCUACAAGUCCAAGCAGUUCUGUAAAGGCGCUCCGGGGCGGUUUGUCUACACCGCCCUUAACGAGCCGACCAUAGAUUACGGUUUUCAGCGGUUGCAGAAGGUGAUCCCGAGACAUCCGGGCGAUCCCGAAAGGUUACCCAAGGAAGUUUUGCUCAAGAGGGCAGCCGACCUGGUGGAAGCCUUAUACGGGAUGCCCCACAACAACCAGGAGAUCAUCCUGAAGAGGGCGGCUGACAUCGCGGAGGCGUUGUACAGUGUCCCUCGCAACCACAACCAGAUCCCCACGCUGGGCAACACCCCCGCGCACACGGGCAUGAUGGGCGUGAACUCCUUCAGCAGCCAGCUGGCCGUGAACGUGUCCGAGACAUCGCAAGCCAACGACCAAGUCGGCUACAGUCGCAAUACAAGCAGCGUGUCCCCGCGAGGCUACGUCCCCAGCAGUACUCCCCAGCAGUCCAAUUACAACACAGUGAGCACUAGCAUGAAUGGAUAUGGAAGUGGCGCCAUGGCCAAUCUAGGGGUCCCUGGCUCGCCUGGAUUUCUUAAUGGCUCCUCCGCUAACUCUCCCUACGGCAUGAAACAAAAGAGCGCCUUUGCGCCCGUGGUCCGGCCCCAAGCCUCUCCUCCUCCCUCCUGCACCAGCGCCAACGGGAACGGACUCCAAGCUAUGUCUGGGCUGGUAGUCCCGCCGAUGUGAGGGACCUCUGUUUGCCUUCCGCAGCACCCAGCACCCCGGGACGGACUUCAGGGGACACGUUGAGUGUAUUGAGACAUGCUGGUGGAGACCGUAUCUUCAAAUACGUCAGCAGCAGUCGAAAUGCUACGAAAGACGUUGUUUAAAGAUUUUAUUUAAACUAUUAAGAGCCGACAUGCAAACAGCCUACUUCUUCAUGAACGAUUCCAUUUUACUGACUGAACUUUUCAUACAUUUUCACACGUCUCGGUCCCGAAGAACAAGGAGAACAAAGCGGCGCCUAUUUUGUAUAGAGUUUCCGACUCCGUCUUGGCUGUGUCUAGUACUUGCUAUGUGUUGGGAGAAACUUUGUGAAUGCACCAUUUUGAUGCUCAUGAAACACUGAGGAAAAAUGCCUGCGGACAUUUUUCUGUAUCAUCCUUAGAGUCACAAGGGUUGUGUAUCUCUAUAAUGUGAAAUAUUUUUUUGUGGUGAACCAAGGGGGCCAAGGAGGUGUGAGCCAUCGACCCGGAAGAGAGGAUGACUAUAUGAUUCGAGUUGGGGGUGGCAGGGAGGGAGGGAGGGCUUACCAUUGCUUACCUUCAUCUUAACGAAAUGAAACUUUGUAACUUAUUGUAGUUAGAAAUUGUAACUUUGAUAUUGAAUUCUCUUGCCUUCAACAAGCACACUGACAGAGAAAAAAAAAAUGCUACUGUCUGUUGGUUAAACUAUUCUCCCACUGCUAGAGCUUCCUGUUAAGCAAGCGUGAUCUGCGACAUUUUUCCACUUUUGCUAGUACUGUAUACGAUUGCAUUCUUAGGCUACUGUGAGGUCCAUGUUUCUUGUACCAGAAAUUGUCCUUUUGACUUCUAGAUCCUUCUCCCCUGAUGUGUUUUGUAUGUGGUUAUAAAAUUGUAGACUUUUGUGAUUUUGCCAAAGUUGUAGCUAAAUAUUUAUACACUUGUCUUGAAUUUUUUUCAGAUCCACUUAACUAUUUAGAGAGAAAAAAAAGAACCACCACCACCAAACCCACCAAGUUUUAUUCCUUAUGUGUCCUAUAAGGAAUAAAAUGGUCUCAUUCAACACUUUUCCAUGAACACUUAACAGUUGCUGAGGGACUUUCUUUUGUAACAUAUCAAUUAUAAAUAUUGUAUUUAUCGUUGAAAUUUUGUACAUUGCUUUCCCCGCCAUCUUUUUUCCUUUUUCUCGUCCGCGUUGGUUCUGGGUCAAGGCCCAGUGUUUGCGACGCCGGGAAGAGCAUCAAGCCAAGACUGUCUCUCUCGUCUGUUUCGUUAAAAUGCAUCCAUGUCCUUGCGUUUCAUUUAUACUUAAAAAAAAAUAAUUUGCUAUUAUUUAGACUUUCCAUCCUUUCUUUUUUUAUU